This is a messenger RNA of Dendroctonus ponderosae (mountain pine beetle), 759 nucleotides long. RefSeq names its product peptidyl-tRNA hydrolase ICT1, mitochondrial. The record is from RefSeq and is a predicted model, not a curated record. Gene Ontology annotation, molecular function: translation release factor activity. Lineage: Eukaryota; Metazoa; Arthropoda; Insecta; Coleoptera; Curculionidae. Bases 100 to 705 code for a protein of 201 amino acids. The transcript has 3 exons. Gene Ontology annotation, cellular component: mitochondrial large ribosomal subunit. Gene Ontology annotation, biological process: mitochondrial translational termination.
AGAAAAAAGAAGAUCAUUUAUCCGCCUCCCUAACCAUUUUUUUAUGUCAUAAUAACUUUUAAAAUCUGGAUUUCUGUGCAAGUUUAUACAAAUAAAACAAUGACUGGCAUCGGGAAACUCACUUCUCUACUGCACUCAGUUAAACAUGCCCCAGCUUUCAAGUGCUCCAGUGUAAACCACAGUUACAAAAGUGCAAUUUGCUUGGAGAAGCUGCACCCUCAAAGUAGCUUGAAACUUACUACACCCACCAAGCCCGCAACAUCCCAAACGCCAGACUUUGAUGGUUAUAUUCCUUUGGACCAAUUGGAAAUCACUUACAGUCGCAGCUCAGGCCCGGGGGGCCAAAACGUAAACAAAGUGAACACGAAGGUUGAUGUGAGAUUCCAUCCCAACUCAGCCAAGUGGCUGAGCGAUAAAGUCAAGACGAAACUCCUGGAAAAAUUUCAGUCAAAGCUGACCAAAGAAGGCCACUUAGUGUUCCGUUCGGAACUCACGAGACACCAGCAGUUAAACUUGGCGGACUGUCUAGAAAAGCUUAGAAAGUGCAUUAGAGAUUCUCUGCAGGAAAAGCCAGAACCAUCAGAGGAAACUCUGGACAGAAUAAGGAGGAGAAUGGAAAGAGCCAACAAGGAAAGACUAGCUGAGAAAAGGUUCAACGGUAUGAUUAAAGCAGAGAAACAGAUUCUCAAUAACAUACAGUUGUAAAGUUUAUUUCGUAAGAAUAAACAUUUUCAGUUAGAAGUCUAACACGAGAAAGUC